AUGGCGGACCCACGCCCGCACAGUCCGCACACAUCGGCGUCGCGCCCUCAUGCCUCCCGCUCCCGCACCUUCUCAUUCCGAAGCGAUAAGAGUGGUGCAUCCCAGCCCAAGGAGCACUUGGUCGAGUCGCCCAAGGAGAAGCAGCGUCGGGACAGCAUUUGGAAGUCCACAAGCAAGGCAAAUCCCAACGCUGCACUCGUCGAAGCACAGCCCGGAGGUAUACAACACAAGGAUGCAUACGGCAACCCAAUCACCGAUCCGGAUUUGGCCAACCCGACUCGCCCGCGCAUGGAACGUCCCUUAGACACCAUUCGAUCCUUCGAGGCUGCCAUCGACUCUGGUUACAAGAGAAGAUCAACCUUUAUGCGUUCCGAGUCGGAUAACCAGAUGGGAGGAGGAGGAGGAGGAGGAUAUGCCGCAUCUGGGAGGAACAGCUCAUAUGGUGAGUACACGCACAGCUUCAGACGUAUGUCGGUCGCCAACCGUCGAAUGUCAGGCUUCGGAGACGGCCCGAGUCCCAAUAACCGCUAUGCAUACGGGAACGGUGGCGGCGGUGGCUAUUACGGUGGCCAACGAGACAGCCAUGCCUCGGCCGGACCCAGUGCUCGCCCACGGUAUGGACGAGGCAUGCAGUCCGAUCCCAUGAUGCAAGCUCGACCAUACCCGCCACAACACGGCUACCAGCACUCCCAAGACACCAUGAACACUGCACACGGCUCCGACAGCACCGGACCUUGGAACAGCGGGACGGAUCCAAGCAGCGAAAACAGCUCAAUCGACAAGAACUAUCAGAAUGGACAGCAGAAUGGCUAUCACAAUGGCUACGGUGCAAACGGAUUUUCCGGUCCCAUCCCAGAAGAGGGUGGGGCCUACCCUGUGAAGCCAGGCUACGGUGGAGCGCCUGCAGUACUGCCACCGAACGCGCGUCGACCCAUUCCGCUUGGGAAUUCGGACGGCAUGCCUGUCAUGCCAAACAGUGGCCUGCCGUCAGCCAAACGACCAGAACCUGAGAAGAGAAAGAGCUGGCUGAAGCGUCGAUUUAGCAAGAAGGAUUGAUUCCUCCAGCUUCUGCUUAUUGCUAUGCACUGCGUUCGGCGUCUCGUCAUUCCUAAUGCAUAGCGUUGGGCAGA
Messenger RNA from Pseudocercospora fijiensis CIRAD86, 1130 nucleotides. RefSeq lists its product as uncharacterized. The transcript has 4 exons. Bases 1 to 1056 code for a protein of 351 amino acids. Lineage: Eukaryota; Fungi; Ascomycota; Dothideomycetes; Mycosphaerellales; Mycosphaerellaceae. The record is from RefSeq and is a predicted model, not a curated record.